Messenger RNA from Trypanosoma conorhini, 1155 nucleotides. RefSeq lists its product as uncharacterized. The coding region runs from base 1 to 1155 and encodes 384 amino acids. The transcript has a single exon. The record is from RefSeq and is a predicted model, not a curated record. NCBI's taxonomy places the organism in Eukaryota, Euglenozoa, Kinetoplastea, Trypanosomatida, Trypanosomatidae.
AUGAUUCAGCAGGUGCCAGAGGUCGAAUUCUUCGACGCACACCCCGUGGCAAUGCACUACGUGCCGCCCCCAAAAAGAAAGCUGGCGCCCCGCACCUGCUGGUCCGGCUACCUGGCGGUGCCCUUCAACACCACCUUCUCAUGUGGGGGCGCGCUAACAACGGCGGUGGCGUACAACGCGAUGACGGACUCACAACGGGAGAACUGCAUCUACAACCGUGCGGUGGAGGAGGUUUGCCUCUGCCCAGUCGGCACAGUUUGGGUGAAAAGGCGUCUCGGAGAAGACUGGGUGUGCCUUCCACGUCUACUGCUCGUCUCAACUCGUUUGGAGGAGAAGUUUAUGUGCCGGGACCCCGACGGCGAGGCGCUUGGCCUCCGCAGCAGCCGCAACCCGAGUGACUUCUGCCUCCACGUCCAGCGGGACGCGACGCUUUCCCUUGACCUUAAUGUGAGCUUCCGGUGGAUGGAGAACGACGAGCUAGCAAGCUUCCAGGCUUCGGCUGGCAACUUGCUUCUCUUUGGGAACCUACAGUACGAUGAGAUCUACAUCACGGUGCGGCGAGGCGUGUUUGGCUUCCCCGACUCACUGGCGCGGUCUGCCAGACUGUUUGAAUUUGUUGUUAAGCCCGAUCCGCUAAACAUGCAUGCCUUUGGCGUCGUCGAGGGCCACCCGCUGCAGCGGGACGGCUACUUUGAGCACGUCGUGUACCCGUUUAGUGAUAUGGCGCUGCUGCACGACGCGCAGGUGCUUCAGAGGUUGUCGGGAGGCGGUGCCAUAAACACAUUCUUCAGUGGGGAGCGCAACUUCACCCUGCAGCACAUUGAGAGAAAUUUGAGUCUGCUGAGUAGUGCUUACGUCACCAGCAACAUGAUGUACAUGGAGAUUGGCUUUUGCGGCUCCGCCCUCCCCUUCGGAGGCCGCCACGCGCGUCUCUGGAUGACGUUCGAGCAGCUCCCGCCCGUGGAGGAGACGUACAAGUACGACCAGCCGCUAAGCUCGCCGGUCAUCGCCGGCAUCGUUUUCGCCUGCGGGGUGGUUGUGGGCGGCCUGUUGGCGGUGGGGUGGCACUGCUGCCAUCAGCGGGAGGACGUCGACGAUCGGCUGGUGCUCAACACCCAAUCGGAGGAGGACCAACGAAUCAAGAAGACGCAGUGA